ACUGAACAUGAAAGAAUUCCAUCCUAGAGAGACUUCUGUCCUGUCUCUCCUGUGAAUCUUCUCUCCGCCUCCGUCUCCGUCCCUCAACAUCCAACUCGAUUGAGAGAUGUCUAUGAUGAAUGGAGGAGGAGGUGGUGAUAGACCGUCACCAGUCCCACUUCGGAAAGUGACAGAUGCUGUGAUUGGUCCGAUGACUACAGAGAUCCCAUCCCCAGUUCAUGGACGAUUCAUAAGCGUCUCGAAAUCCUCUUCCUCUGAUGCCCAUUCCGGAUCGCCUGGCUUGGAUAGGCGUUUUCUCGUCGCUUGUCAGACUGGGAAUGCCGUUGAAUUACGAGAUAUUAUCAAAAGUGCUGGGCUCGUAGGGAUCUCGGAAUCCACCUUCAACCAGACGGACUCCACAGGAAGAACGGGAUUGAGUCAUUUGUGUGGGAGCGGUCAGUUGGGGAUGGUAGAAGAGAUUGGUCAGCUGCUCGGAGUGGACGUGAACAAAUCAGACAAUGAAGGUAACACACCACUUCACUACGCCGCUCAAGCAGGCCAUUACGAGAUCAUUAAUUAUUUGGUGACGCAGUUCAAGUCAUCCAUUGACUUGGACUUGAGAAACGACCUGGGGUUCACGGCUCUAAUGAAGGCUGCGCUUCAGGGUCGAUCCAAGUGUGCUCAACUCCUGUUGGAAGCAGGGGCCAAUCCAGUCCUCCGGGAUUUCGGUCGUGGGCUGUCGGCCUUGGAAUGGGCCAAAUAUUGUGGUCGAAAUCUAUGUGCGGAGGUGUUGGAAAGUUCCUAUUGUAGGGAGCUGAGUUUCGAAGACGCCCCAAAACGACAUUCCUUGACUUCGUGGCCAAGUGAGGAAUCUUGCCGUCGUUUCCAACCAGGAAAAGACUCGUGGAUAAAGACCAAGUUGAAGGGGGCCUUUCGACGCGGGCAAAGACGAAGUACAUCAGUUGCCGGACAUCUGGGGACAGCUGCCGUCUGUGCAAGUGGUGUGGUGAUGCAUCGAAAUGUUUGCAAUGUACUCCCCUUGGACCAAAGACCCAAGUUCCUCGUCCCUGUUGUGAAGGUCACCCCGGCUUCCUCACCCAGUCCUGGUCCUGGUUCUCAGGAAUGAUCGCUACAUUUCUCUCUCUACGCUUUCCUCAGCAUAUGCGCAGUUUUUCGGCAAGAAACCAGAUCUUGUGAUAUACUGUACAACAUCAUCUUGUGCAUUACAGAUCUCUCUGUGAUGGACAUGCCUCUUGUUUGAACUGGAAAGAAAAGAAUGAGCUGCAUCCCUGUGACAUUCUGAGUCAAGAGCCAGGGGCAAAUAGCGCGUCGAAGAGAAGUGGCUCUACAGAAAACACGAAAACUGUGAAGUUAUUUAGCGAAUUUGGUCAUGUUGUCUUAAAGCUACUCCGAGAUUCUAGAUACUUUACUCUCCUGGAUAGACAUUUAAUCAUUCAAACAUGGAUAAUUUACCAUGAAGAUGCACCCUGGCAUGGUAAGGUUACCAUUAUACAGGACCAGGUUUAGAGAUCGAGUGCGGUCUGCGGCGGGCUUUUCUUUGCCGACAGGCGACCCAUCUGGUUGGGAAUAUCUGCGUUGGGUUAGGGUAUCUGCGUUGAAAGGUUUAUCAACGAAUGCUCAAUCAGGACUUGUUGAAGAGUACAUUCAACCUGCCAGAACGCAUAUCGAUCAUGACUUUCUUUUAAUAUUUAUAAUCACAGUUACAGGG
Molecule: messenger RNA, 1708 nt
Organism: Darwinula stevensoni
Lineage: Eukaryota; Metazoa; Arthropoda; Ostracoda; Podocopida; Darwinulidae
Source: the annotation of a GenBank genome assembly